AUGAUAAAUUAGGAAUUGAACGAGAAAUAUUAAGACAUUAAUGAGGGAGAUAGUUAUGGAGAUGUUUCAUUAAUAGAAUAGUCAUAGAAAACAAAUCGAUAAUGGAUGAAAGUGUGUCAAAUCAAUGAAUCAACAAUUGGAUAAACUAUUUUAGUGAGAGCUAGGAUUCACAAUUCUAGAAUUAAAGGAAAAAUUGCUUUUUUAGUUCUCAGAGAGAAUUGGUAUACAAUCUAAGCUGUUUUAACGAAAGGAGAAAAAAUAAGUUCACAAAUGAUUAAAUAUACAGGAGCAAUCACUUUAGAGUCUAUUGUUGACAUAGAAGCUGUUGUUUUAUAACCAAAUUUUUAGAUCAAGUAUUGUACUUAAUAAGUGGAAUUACAUAUAUAAACUAUUAGAGUAAUAAGUAGAUCAAUUCCUAAAUUGCCAUUUCAAAUUGAAGAAGCUUCAAGAAAAAUUGUUGAUUAUUACUCUAAUUUGUAACAGUAAAAGUAGAAUGAAGAUAAAUAGGAAAACAAACAGUUAAUCUAAAGUCAAGAUUACCAAAUAUCUUAAAAUUAAAGAUUAAAUAAUAGGGUUCUUGACUUAAGAACUCCUGCUAAAUAGGCCAUUUUUCGAGUUAAAUCAGGAAUAGCUUUAUUAUUUAGAUAAUUCUUAAUAGAAAAGGGAUUUGUCGAGAUUCACACUCCAAAAUUAUUAGGAUUUAANAUAUCCAAUCUAUUAAUGAUCAACAAAAGCCAAAAAUAAGUGUUUGCUUUAAGGUUUUGA
Messenger RNA from Paramecium octaurelia, 765 nucleotides. NCBI's taxonomy places the organism in Eukaryota, Ciliophora, Oligohymenophorea, Peniculida, Parameciidae. The record is from the annotation of a GenBank genome assembly.